UGGGUAGGAUUAGGAAUAUGUUUUACAACAGUACACUCUAUCUAUCCUCUUCUUCUUUGUCAUCUCAUCUCCACUCUCAGUUCAGUUGCGCUAUGACUGUGAGUCCUCCCUCUGCUGCUCCCAUGUAACAACAACCCUUCUGAGUGAAAUGGAAAUCAGUAGCGGCAAUAACAGCAGUAACAUGAUGUGGUUUUUCAAAGAUAGAGGCUUUGAUGAUAACAUCAUACAAGGAAUGUUCAAAAAAUGCAAGCGUCUCGAGACGGCGCAUCGCGAAAGAGCAGAUGAGAAUUGGGAGUAUUUGAAAACCAUUGGCAUUCUAGAAAGGAAACUUCCUUCAAUUGUUUCAAAAUGUCCUAAGAUUCUUGUACUUGGUCUUAAUGAGAAAAUUCUCCCCAUGGUUGAAUGUCUCAACACACUUGCAACAAAACCUAAUGAAGUUGCAUCUGCCAUAGCCAAGUUCCCUCACAUUCUCUCUUAUAGUGUCGAAGAGAAGCUUUGUCCCCUUUUGGCGUUCUUUCAGGCAUUAGGCGUCCCCGAAAAACAAAUCGGGAAAAUUUUACUGUUAAACCCUAGGCUUAUUAGUUACAGCAUUGAGAUAAAGAUGAGGGAAAUUGUGAAAUUCCUUGCCAGCAUUGGUCUUGAUAAAGACGGAAUGAUUGGUAAAAUUAUGGUCAAGGACCCGUUUAUUAUGGGUUAUAGUGUUGAUAAAAGGCUUCGCCCUACUUCCGAGUUUCUGAAGUCAAUUGGUUUGACUGAGCAGGAUCUUCAAGUGCUGGCCUUGAACUUCCCGUCGAUUUUGAGUAGAGACGCAAACAAGGUCUUGGUACACAAUUACGAUUAUUUAAAGAACUGUGGGUUUCAAGGGCGACAGAUAGUUGAUUUGGUAGUUGGUUUUCCUCCUGUUUUGAUCAAGAGUAUCCGAAAUUCUUUAGAACCAAGGAUCAAGUUCUUAGUAGAUGUAAUGGGGAGAGAAGUCGAUGAAAUCAUUGAUUAUCCAUGCUUCUUUCGUCAUGGCCUGAAGAAAAAAUUAGUGUCGCGGCACAAACUCCUACAGAAGAGGAAUUUGAAUUGCAGCUUGAGUGAAAUGCUGGACUGUAAUGAGAAGAAGUUUCACUUGAAGUUUGGCUUGUUAGAAGGACAUGCCUUGAGUAACUAGGUCUCAUCACUAUUUUAGUUUGUUUAUGAUUUUCAUAAUUAGUCGACUCGCUUUUCUUUCCUCUCAUGUGGAGUACCUUAUGUAUUGAAAUUGUUGUGAUUCUGUAUGUCUCUGAUCUUUUAUUGAAAUUCAUGUCUGUUGUAACUAAGAUGAUAGGUUAUUCCAAAGUUAUUAUUUACUUUUUAAAAAGACAAUUUUUUUUGGUUGA
Molecule: messenger RNA, 1364 nt
Organism: Trifolium pratense (red clover)
Lineage: Eukaryota; Viridiplantae; Streptophyta; Magnoliopsida; Fabales; Fabaceae
Product: transcription termination factor MTERF6, chloroplastic/mitochondrial-like
Exons: 2
Coding region: 149-1156 (335 amino acids)
Biological process (GO): chloroplast organization; regulation of DNA-templated transcription
Cellular component (GO): chloroplast
Molecular function (GO): double-stranded DNA binding
Source: RefSeq, a predicted model, not a curated record